This is a messenger RNA of Bombus terrestris (buff-tailed bumblebee), 4375 nucleotides long. Its product is annotated as zinc finger protein 668. The transcript has 3 exons. Gene Ontology annotation, molecular function: DNA-binding transcription factor activity, RNA polymerase II-specific; RNA polymerase II cis-regulatory region sequence-specific DNA binding. Bases 842 to 2425 code for a protein of 527 amino acids. Gene Ontology annotation, biological process: regulation of DNA-templated transcription. The record is from RefSeq and is a predicted model, not a curated record. NCBI's taxonomy places the organism in Eukaryota, Metazoa, Arthropoda, Insecta, Hymenoptera, Apidae.
AAUCUUAAAUUAAGAGACCUAUUUUGUUUUCUCUUUUCUCAUAAUAAUAGUUUUAAAUUCAGCCAGUAUUAAAUUUUGAUAAAAUAUUAUGUAAAGAAAGUAUUUGAAUUUUCAAGAGUAUUUUCCCCAAUGAAUUACAUAAAAUUUCAAUAAGGUAAACAUUACAGCUUUUUAACAAACAUAACGCAAUUUCUAACAAAUAAGAGAAGAAACUUCUAGUCGGUACUUAAAUGAGUACUUAAGCGAGUGCAAAUAAAAAAAUGAUAAUAGGCAAAAAUCGUCAUUAGUUUCAAUCUAAAGAACUUUUAGUAUUCAAUCUUUUACGCGUGUACUCGUGCACAACAUUGUCCCCGUUCACGCUCGAUUGAAAAAGCGACACGGAUGUGCAUACAGUGGUCGCACACUUCGCCACCACUCAAACAGAAGCAGCGGCGACACACGAGCCAGUCGGGCACCCUUCUGAGCGCGUGCAACGCGGUGCGCAGCAGCUGAAGAAGAAGAAGACGAUGACGAAGAGACGGCGGAGGGCGAGGGAGGCUGCGCUCCUAUAUGUAGUCCCGAAUCUUAGCCGGAGCAACUAUUACGCCCGAAAUUCUCGAGGCGGACGCACCCCCGUGUUUAGCAACAGGUACAAGAUACGCGAGAGAUUACUUAAAACCGCGCGCCAUCAUCUUCAAUCCGGGGGUUCAACGUUCUUUCGCGGUAUUCUUCAACUUAAAGUAACAUUUGCAAUUAGUGACCGUGUGUGACAGUGAAGUUAGAUCAGACAGAUCUAAGGUAUGGUUUGUGUGAUUCCAAGAGUCAAAUAGAGAGAAGAAGGCAAAUCACAAUAAAGAAGAAAAUGCCGAGGGCAUUUCUAAUCACCCACCGACGAUACAAUGGAGUCGAAGAAGAGUUUGAUGGAUCCGGAAGAGAUUUCAGUCCUGAAAGAGGAGUAAGACUGGCCGAUUACAGUGGAAACCAUCCAACUUCUGACGGCGCUAGCGAAUGCGGUAGCGAAACAUCGUCAGACUGUCCCGAAGAAUUGUACAAUCUUACAAAAUUGGCAGAAGUGAGCUUAGCCGCAGCCGCUGGUACGUUAAUUCAUCCCAACAACGUGAUUUAUCAGCAACCAGCUUCGCCUAGAUGUGCUCAAUUUUCGGACAAAUGCGGCAGAAUAAUGACCCCACGAGCAAAACAGCAAGAAUCGCAAUUUCAAGAUCACCCAGAGACCCUCGAAGAUGAACAGACACUUGGUGAAAGAACGAGACUCUUCUUCGAGAGGAUCGAGUGCGAACGUGAGAUUUUACAGAAUCGUUCAAAGAGGAACACAGUUUUAGGCAUCCAUGUUUCACCUCAUUCUCAUCAGUUGCAAGAGGAACGUCAAAGUCUCGAAGCCUCUGAGAAUUCGCUCGAUAAAGCUGAGUUGGAAUCAAUUCAAUCCACACCCUCGACUAUCUGUCAAAACCGAAGAACAACCUCAACUUCAACGGAGGCGUCGAAAUCCGAAGACAAUGAGGAUCAUGAAUGUCCUGACUGUGGAAAAAAGUACUCGACAUCGUCUAAUUUGGCCAGACAUCGACAAACACAUAGAUCUCUUGGAGACAAGAAAGCCAGAAGGUGUCCACACUGCGAUAAAGUCUAUGUCAGUAUGCCUGCGUUCAGUAUGCACGUUAGAACGCAUAACCAGGGGUGCAAGUGCCAUUAUUGCGGCAAGUGUUUCUCGAGGCCAUGGCUCCUGCAGGGACACAUACGUACUCAUACAGGCGAGAAACCAUUCAAAUGUACGAUCUGCAAUAAAGCGUUUGCUGACAAGUCAAACUUACGCGCCCACAUACAAACGCACUCGAACACCAAACCAUAUGUAUGCGGACGCUGCGGUAAAGCAUUUGCUCUGAAGUCGUAUCUCUACAAACAUGAAGAGUCAUCAUGUAUGAGAGCGCAUCAUCGAUCAUCUGCGGAUAAAGCCGAUGGGAACGAUCAAAAAGCAACAUCGUCGUCAACAAAAUCCUGUGCUCCGCUGGCAUCUUCUUUGAACAGACUACAAACAACGUCGUGCGUCACGGCAUCCCCUACCAGCGUUAUCGUUCCUCGCCUGGGUCUCAAUCGCGAUCAAAAUAAUUCAUCUUCAGCGUUUUCCGCGAUCAUUAGGCACACCAGAGUUCCCGAUGCAUCAGUGACGCCUCCGCCAUCAAAACGUUUCUACAGAGAGAAAACUCCAGGCGAAGAACGAGAGAGGAAAGCACCUGAUAACGCAACCAAAAAUCCAGAGUGUGUGUCCAGAAUGGUUAUUAGAACUUCCGUUAUAUCCCCUAAUCCGGAACAUCUUAAUCGCUUCAACAAUGACAGUCAAACCUCUUCUAACAGUUACGAUUUUUCCGACCCUGCGAGGUCUUCCGCAUUUUCCCAGCCGACAACGAUGACACUUAAUUUAGCUAUUGCAUAGAAUAACCGCAUGUCGAAGAAAAGAAGAAUAUUCGUCCAAAAUGCUAGAGCAAAACUACGGCAAGUAUUUUUAGCGAAUAACGAUAGCAAUAUUAUCGUACAUAGAUACACCAAAGAUUAUUUUAUACUCACGAAACGUUCAGUCUGGGUUUGAAUGUGUAUCAUAAGCACGAAAGAACUACAAUCUACAUAAAAAAAUAUGAAUGAUUAAAUAAUCGCUUCAUAGAGAUACAAAGACGUAAUUACUUAUUAGCAACUAGUGUCAUUCCUAUCAAUAUUAAGAUAAGUUCGUUAAGUUUUAAUGGGAAACGUUUGAAAUUCUAUUAUCUUACUUACUGACAUCUUUCUAUGAGCAAUGAGCACCCAUUUCUAUAUAGUUAAGUAUAUGGAGUCAAUUUUGAGAUAAGUUCAACGAGGAUAAGAAAUAUUAUAGAGAUUACUUAUAUCAUAAAUAUUAUUCCACGCACCUUCCUAAUUAGGGACCAUCUAGCACAUAGUCAUAUUAACGAUAAAAUUGUGAAUUAUCAAUUCCUAGUGUUGUGCCUUAAAUACUAUUCGUACGUAGUUACAAUUUUUUAAAGACAUAUCACGCGUAUUAAGAAACAAAAGUAAUUUAUUGAUUUAAAGUGAAUUGCAGUGCCUAUAUGCAUACCUAUCUUAGUAUUAGUUGCAUUGAUCAAAUUUUCCAAGCUCUUCUAGGCAGCUAAAAAUUCCUCGAGGCUUGAAACUAACAAUACACUAAAGUGUAGAUUACCAACGAAUACCAAUCGAAUUAUAUGUAGACAUUCAUAUAAUUGUGAAAUAGUAUAAAAAUAAGUAAAAAGAAUAGAACUAUUUUUAGUUCGAGCAAUCUGUAUAUAAGAAAUUACAUUUUUCGAGAACUUGUAACUUUACAACGCCUUGUUUAAAAUGUAUGUUAGACAUUUAUAUUGAACUACAUAUUUUUAUUGCGGUGGUCAAAUUCAAAUUUGGCAAAAUUAAUUAUUGAAGUGUAUAAAGUAAAGCGGAAAAAUGUUGAAUAGCAAUUAGGAUUUCCAUUAAAACAACAGAUAAUGUGGAUAAAUGUAAUUUUGGAUCACAUUUUUCUACGAGUAUAUAUCUAAGAAAACACAUAGUUUUAUAUUGUAGUACGUUAAUCGCGUUUUUAAAUACGAACGCGUAUCGUCUGUGAUUCGAGUUUUCAUAAACGGAACCGGCGGCCAUAUGCAAUCUAGUAGCCCUCUAGUGGUCGUAUUAUGUAAUUAAGAUUUUUUUUUUUUGUUUUCGAUACGUUACCGAUGAUCGGUAACGAUCUGAGUGUAAACUAGUCCAAUCCGAUCUGCUAUUCUAUGCGCAACCCAUCGAAUUUUUGUUAAUUUAUACUGCAUAUGUACAUUAUGUAUGAAAUGGUUCACCCAUAUCUUUCAUAAACUUUCUAAUCUUUUUUCGUAAUUACUUACAUGAUGAUUUAAGAAAAAUGAAAUUACUUUUCUUGGCUAAAACAAAAACUUACAAAACAACGGUUGCACAGAAAAUCGAAUGGCAGCGGUUUUAUAAUAAAGAUUUCACGUAGUUUAUCUAUUUUUUCACAGUAAUGUCAUACAUUAGAACACGUGUUUGUAGUAACCUAAAAUCAAAAGCGAGCACAAGUACUUGUAUCCUAGUCAUCGAUCUAUUACGAAGAUUAAACAUAGAACAUUAAAUUACAUCCCAAAAUGUAAUGUUAUAUUGUAUAGUUAUGUAAAAUAACAUGUUGUAAAUAGCAUUCCCUACAUUAUACAUUAGUAUAUAUCUAGAAUGUCACAAAUAGUCCUAAUAAUUAACACAGUUGUAAUGUAUUUUCGUUUUACGUAUGUAAUGUACCAUUUGUACAUUGGAGUGCCUAAGCAAACAUUUUACCAAUUUUUCUACGAAUUGUGCAAGUCAUAUCUAUUAAAAUGAAAAAAAUAUACUUAUAGCUAUAUAUACUUGA